AUGCUUCUGGCGCGCUACCACACGCCACGAGAUCCAAAAGGCAAGCCCCUUACAAAAGAGGAGUCGAAGUUUUUUCUGGACCUUAUAGAAGGCAGCAAAAUAAUUUCUUCAAAAACCACAAACGCCUACAACAAUAAAAUGAAAACCGAAGAGUGGGUGAGAUUAACCGAGAGGUUUAAUUCCUCUGCCUCAAAUAGCCCAAGAACACCGCAGCAGCUACGUUUAAAAUGGGAGAAUCUGAAAAAGGAUUCACGCAAACGUAGCACUAAAAUAAGGAUGAACCAAAUUAAGACUGGUGGUGGUCCUGCUGAUUAUAUACCCUCAGAUGAUAUAUUGGACAGAGUAUCUGGUAUGCUCGGGAGUACGGGCAGUGGGUUCACUGUCCCAUUUGGGGGUGACAAAGAAACAGGGGUGUAUACUCGUGGCACGAUGGUGAUGGCGGAAACAGUUGUGAUGGCAGUAUUGGUGACAACACAACACUAUCAGUGGAACUGGAUUCAAGCCUCGAUAGCUCAACGGUUGAGGAGCGGACUGAAUUCGACGUGGUGA
Molecule: messenger RNA, 549 nt
Organism: Maniola jurtina (meadow brown)
Lineage: Eukaryota; Metazoa; Arthropoda; Insecta; Lepidoptera; Nymphalidae
Exons: 4
Coding region: 1-549 (182 amino acids)
Source: RefSeq, a predicted model, not a curated record